CAAUCUUUCACCUCGCCAUGUCGCAUAACGAGACCGCCCUUCCAAACCUGUAUGUGAACGAUGGCGAACUAGACUCCAAGACCACUGGCCUGCUCGAGCCACGUGCGGAAUCGGCCUGAAGCUUUCUGUUCCUUACAUGCUAUAUUCGUGGUUGAGGAACGCCACAUACCCAAGCUCUGAUGCGGGGCCUCGGUCACGCAGAGAUAGUGAUAUCAUGCGGUGGCAAGUGUCCUUUCCAUUGACUUCCUCUGAUUCAAAGCUAUAUAUCCAAAGCCCUUAUUGCCUCGUAACUGCAGAUCGAUAUUUUCUUAUGUCUAUGAUCCUGGCAUCAUCGUGAGGUUCUUCUCCUUAUUCUUGCUCCUCGGUGCUGCAAUGUGGUGCGUCCAGGCAAUUCAACCGCAGAAUGAUCAGGGUGGACCCGAACAUCCUGGAUCCAACUGGAGCUAUGGAGAGUGGCUUGAGGCCAAAGCACGAAAUGGCGCCACCUGGGUCACGGAAAACCCUGAAUAUAUCCUUAUCGGGGCGGCGAGCGGUGCAGUCGUUGUCGCACCAGGACUCAUCGCCACCCCUCUUCUCAACACUGCAGGCUUCACGUCUGCUGGUGUCAAAGCUGGUUCGCUCGCGGCGGGCAUACAAAGCGGGAUUGGGAAUGUUGUGGCCGGGAGCUGGUUUGCCACUGCGCAGAGUGCAGCCAUGGGGGGCUACGGCGGUCCAAUUUUGACUGGGAUUGUGCAGAUGGCUGGUUGUUCCAUGAGUGGAGCAUACACAGGUUGGGCUUGGAUUUGCAAGGAUAGGAGUGGCAAGGAUAUGGGUGAACAGUCAGGCCAAGGCAUGGGGGAGCCGGGGGAUAAGGGUGCAUUAAAUUAG
Aspergillus saccharolyticus JOP 1030-1 is the source of this 867-nucleotide messenger RNA. Its product is annotated as interferon alpha-inducible IFI6/IFI27 family protein. NCBI's taxonomy places the organism in Eukaryota, Fungi, Ascomycota, Eurotiomycetes, Eurotiales, Aspergillaceae. The record is from RefSeq and is a predicted model, not a curated record. Bases 373 to 867 code for a protein of 164 amino acids. The transcript has 3 exons. Gene Ontology annotation, cellular component: membrane.